UCUAUUCUGCUAGCGGCAAAAGAAUGGUGCUGCUUAAGUUUAUAGUGCUAUUUCUUGGUAUCCUCGUAUAUUCAGUGGAUUCUUGUUCAACAGUAUCUAGAUCAGGUGUAUCACUAACUGGAGUAUGUCCUAAUGAUACUUUUACUGUACCCAUUGGAACAACACUGACUUAUAACUGCUCUGCCAGCAGUUUUACUUCUGGAUACCAACCUUAUUGGAAUAUCAGUGGAAUUAGUUACGCACCUUUUGAUCCUACACCACCUAGUGUAACAAUAGAUACGAAUAUUCCUGAUUCUUUAUCAUUUUUACAUAUCACCAUUAAUGUCACUCAAUUGUUGGAUAUUCAAUGUAGAUUGUGCAUGAAUUCUAACUGCUUCGGAAAUGACUCAACUAAACUGAUCGUCUUUGGUCCUCCUUCUUCACUAUCUCACGAGUUAAGAGAGAAUGCUAAGCUGUCAUGGUCAGCCCCUUCUCUCCCUCCUUCAGUAAAUGAAGAUGAUGUAUCAUUCACUUAUAAUAUAAUAAUAAUGGGGUCAACUAAUAAUUCACUGACAGUAACUGAUAUAAACAUUACUAACAAUACAUAUGUCAUAAUAUCACCUGCUAAUAUAACUAAUUAUACUGAAUGUACUUCAUAUCAGUGGGGGGUAAGAGCAGCUGCUGAUUUAAGUUAUGGAUUCACUGAUUUUGAAAAUAAAACUGAAAGCUUUACAUUCACAUCAGCUCCUAACAUAACUGAUGCAACGGUGACUGGUAGCAUUUCUUCAAUUAUAUUUGAACUGAUAUUUAGUACUUCUGUGGAAGAUGCAUAUACAUAUACUCUACAUCAAAGAGAUUAUUGUGAAAAUCAACUCAAUUCAUCUGAAAUCAAUAAUACACUGAUCAGUAGAAUCAAUAACACCAUGGUAUCAAUCAAUAUUCAAUCAUUAAUAGAGGAUGAAACAUGGUCAGUGUCAGUUGAAGUAGCUGUUUGUCAAUAUAAUGAUACUACACAAUAUAUAAACAUUACUAAUGGCAGUGAUACAGAUAGAAUAUUAGAUUGCAAGUCAGAUUCAUUGGUGUCUUCAACAGCAAUAACAUCACUAACACUAUUACCAUCUAUUUCAUCAAUGGAACACACCUCAUUCUUUGUUUCUCCCUCCUUCCCCUCUUCAUCUGUCACUAAUACACCGUCUGGUACAUGUAACCUUAUAUCAUUGUUUUAUUUGUUGUUUGUUUUUCUCAUCUCAGGAACCCCAGUUAGUGGUAAAAGUAUAAAUAUCAUAAUAGGAGGAGUAACUGGAGGAGUAAUUGGAGGAAUAGUAGUGUUGAUAUUAAUUGUUGCAGUAUUGACUGCAUGUAAAAUAAAGAAGAAAGGAUCUUUCACACACAAAAAAUAAAAGAGA
Molecule: messenger RNA, 1385 nt
Organism: Amphimedon queenslandica
Lineage: Eukaryota; Metazoa; Porifera; Demospongiae; Haplosclerida; Niphatidae
Exons: 6
Coding region: 24-1379 (451 amino acids)
Source: RefSeq, a predicted model, not a curated record